UUGAGCUGAGUUGUCAAAAAUAUUGAAAUGUUUAAUGUGAAAUGCAUAAACAAUGGGCUCGUUAAAAUAUAAUCAGUAGGCUCGAUAAAAUUGUUUAUUAUCUAUCCAACAAGAUAAGGUAUCUAUAAUGAAUACAAAUAUAAAAUUGAGCGAAAGGAAUUUCAAAAAUUAUGUAAAAAUAUUUUGUGUUAUCGAUUUGAGAAAAGGGCAAUGAAUUUUAUGCUAAAGACAGUUGUUUUAUUUGUGUGCACAACUACGAUUUUAAGUUAUAGAAUUCCUAAGAAUAUUAAAGAUUUUGGGAAAAUUGAUGAGCCCGACAUAUACAGAAAUGUGUCUGAAUUAAUCGUAUCUAAAGGUUAUCCUUUGGAAGAACAUACCAUCGAGACUUCCGAUGGGUAUUUGCUCUCAGUACAAAGAAUACCCAAUGGUAGGAAACAACUGUACAGUCAGAAAAGCAAGCCAGUAGUCCUUAUGCAGCAUGGACUUCUGUCAGCUGGAUCUGAUUGGGUACUCAAUUUUCCCCAUCAAAGUUUGGGUUUUAUAUUAGCUGACCUGGGGUAUGACGUAUGGAUCGCCAAUUCAAGAGGAAAUUAUUACUCAAGGCAACAUAAAACCUUGAAGCCAAGUGAAUAUGCAUUUUGGAAUUUCAGUUUUCAAGAAAUGGCGGAAAAGGAUUUGCCAGCGAUGAUGAAUUACAUGUUAAACAAGACAGAGCAGAAACAGCUAUUUUAUGUCGGUCAUUCUCAAGGCACGACAGUUUUAUUCGCACUUCUGUCGGAAUACCCAGAAUGGAACGAAAAGAUCAAACUUUUUAUUGCUUUGGGUCCAGUGGCCACCGUAGGAUACAUCACAAAUGCUAUUAAAUAUCUAUCUCCUCUAGCUAUAAAUUUCGAUUGGUUCUUAAAACUAGUGGGAUACAAUGAAUUCUUGCCCACUUCUGAACUUAUGAAAUAUCUGAGUGAUAAAGUAUGCGAGUCGGAAGCUAAACCAAUCUGCGAUGAGAUGCUCAAGUUGAUAUAUGGGUGGGAGCCAAAGCAAAUGAAUGAGACGAGACUUCCAGUUUAUCUGUCACAUUAUCCAUCCGGAACUUCAACUAAAAGUAUAGUUCAUUUUGCUCAAAUGGUGGAGUCGAAAAAAUUCCAAAAAUACGAUUAUGGAAAGCACAAUAUGGAUCAUUACAACCAGGAUACGCCUCCUGAAUACAACGUCACAAAGAUAACCACUCCCACAGCCCUUUUUUGGGCAACGGCUGAUUCAUUGGCCGAUUUCAUUGACGUCAGCUUGCUCGAGAGGAGACUGAAAUGUCUUGUAUUAAGCUACUGUGUACCCAACCGGGACUUUAUCCAUGGAGAAUUUGUGUAUGGUAUCCAUGCUCCUGAACUUGUAUACGAUGAAGUUAUUUCAUUAAUGCAGAAAUAUCGUUGAUUUUUUUUGCGAGAAGGGAUUGUACGAAUUGCUGAAAUAACAUAUUUGUUGUACUAACGCAGGAUACUCCGCAAUGACCACCUUUAUACAUAUAUUAAGAACCAAAACCAGUUUGAUUACCUGGUGUAGCUUGAAGGGCCAUUCCAAUAUUUCGGGUUUUGUGAUUUGCUAAUUUCUGCUGACAAGGUAGGAGAAUGACAUAUUCUGCUGACAAAUGAGCAUUGCUUACAUAAAACACAAAAAUCUCCGGUUUUUUUUCGCUUUUUUUUUUUAAGAAAGAAAAUUUAAAUGCAACAAAAAAAUUUGGAACACUGGGAGCAUUUAAAUUAAAUUAACAAUUUUUUUUUUUUUUUUUUUUUUUAGGUAACUUCAGUAAAAUUCAAAUUUAAAGCGAAAACUUUUUUACGUAAUCCUAAAAAGGUUUUUUUAAUUUUUUUUUUAAAAAAGUGGGAGGGGUCAUCAAAAAAUACUAAAAUAUUCGUGAUAGCAGCGCUGGAAUACGCCAUCUAGGGAGAAGACCUGUUCUAUGGCUUGACCCUUCCCUCUCCUCCUUUUCUCUGUUGAAUAGGAAUGUGCUAAGACAUUUUCCCCUUUCUUAAUAUUUUUCGUAUUUAAUUGUCACAUAUAUUUUUUAAAAUUUCCUCGACUCCCUCUUUUGAAACUAUGUUCAAUGUAAUUUUGAGUUCCAUAUAGUUUCUUAACUUAAAAGUUUUUAAUAUAUUUGAAAAUCAAGACAGAAACUAACGUAUUCUUUCUCCCAUGACUCUCCACACGCUAAUGGUGAAAGCAUGCGAAGUGUUGCUUAAUAUGGAGAAUUCUGCUCUAAGCCACCUGUAGCUCAUUUCAAUCGGCAAUAUUUAAACGGCCCCUUUUUAAUCUUUUUUUAACUCAUAUCUGUUUCAUCCGGCAAUCAAACAAGUUUCUAUGUCUUCAGUCCCUCCAUCCACUGUAGUGAUUCCUUAAACUUCGAUAACCAUUUCCUUUUUUUCUCGUUCAACAUCUUGCUGAACACUCACAUAAUUUUAAUGUUUCCUUUCUAGUCACAAAAUAUUUCAAAUCUAACAGAGAUUUUUACAACAAUUAACUAAAGAAUGAUGUUAAUCUUAGUUGAACAAUAAUAUAAUGAAAAUAUUAGUGUACAUUAAAAUGCAACAGCCCUAAGUGAGUCUACAAUAUAUUCAUUUAUGACCCUAAAUAUGCAUACUGUAUUUUCACUCCAUUUUGAAAAUUGAAUUCUUAAAAUAUAUGUGAAGGGUGGUCAUUACCAAACACUCUGUACCUCAUCCAUGUUUUACUUGCACUUUGUAUGUCCUAUUAUUGUCUCAUCAUAAAUGUCAAAUAUCAUUUCCCAUUUCAUUAUGAAAAAUAUUAAAAAUAUGUAUUGUUAAGUCUUAUUUUGUAUUAUAUUUUUUUGGAAAUAAAAGUAUUGUUUCCGCUU
Messenger RNA from Parasteatoda tepidariorum (common house spider), 2863 nucleotides. Its product is annotated as lysosomal acid lipase/cholesteryl ester hydrolase. Gene Ontology annotation, molecular function: hydrolase activity, acting on ester bonds. The record is from RefSeq and is a predicted model, not a curated record. Lineage: Eukaryota; Metazoa; Arthropoda; Arachnida; Araneae; Theridiidae. Gene Ontology annotation, biological process: lipid metabolic process.